This is a messenger RNA of Drosophila sulfurigaster albostrigata, 2376 nucleotides long. Its product is annotated as carnitine O-acetyltransferase-like. Gene Ontology annotation, cellular component: peroxisome. The coding region runs from base 448 to 2295 and encodes 615 amino acids. Gene Ontology annotation, biological process: carnitine metabolic process, CoA-linked. Gene Ontology annotation, molecular function: carnitine O-acetyltransferase activity. The transcript has 3 exons. The record is from RefSeq and is a predicted model, not a curated record. Lineage: Eukaryota; Metazoa; Arthropoda; Insecta; Diptera; Drosophilidae.
AUUUCUAGAAAUGCGUGCUGCAUAUGUUAGCCAAAGUAUCCAAGUAACCAAUGUGAGUGAUUUGAUAUGCGGGUCUAGCGUCAAUCUUAGUCCAAUAUCCAAUUGUAGUGUCAUAGAAAUGGACGUUGUUAUAGUAAGAAAAAUAAGUGUAUUGAAACGUCCCGUGACUGCAAGUUGCUUGCCAAGAAGAAUACUCGUCUAGUUGGUCGCAUUGUCAAUUAUUUCAAGACAUGGACGGAACAAUUCGAGCCAUAUCCUGCGCCAAUUUCGCCAUCAGCUCCAGACCAGCAAAUACAGUCAGAGAUAACCCAAUUACAAGUGCAACAAGCUUUUAGGAAACCUCCUAACAACAUCACAGUCGCCGUCUGUCCCAGCGAACAGCUGGAGAUUCUUCCCAAUUCCUUUGAUGAUGUCAAGCAAUGUCACAACACCUUGCUCGCGGUCAAAAUGCUGCCCAAAGUAGCAAUCACCAUGAAGCAGGUGCCUUGCAAUCUACUGCCGUAUCCCGUGAUGCCGCUCAAGCAGACGAUGGCGCUUUACUUGCUUAGCAUUCGACCCUUCUUCACGAAGGAAGGCUUUAUUAAACAGCAGCGACUGGCCAUGGAAUUCCUGCAUAACAAAGGCUAUGAACUGCAGCAGUUGUUGGAGGCUGCAGGGCAACAGGAGAUUAAUUGGUUGGCUGACCGUUGGAUCACGUCAAAUUAUCUGCGACAUCGGGGACCACUCACAGUCUUCUCGAGUCCUUGCAUGUCUUUUCCCAAGCAGGAUUUUCGCAAUGUCAUCGACUUUACGCACUUUACGGCUCAAGCUAUCUACGGAAUGUGUGAGUUUAAAUAUUUGGUGGAGCACGAUCUUAUCCCGGUGCACAAGAUGGAUGAAUACGAUCUGGACAACAGUCAGUUUCACAAUGUUUUUGGCACUGUGCGAAAGCCACAAAAGUCCUGUGAUACGCUUGAGCAAUGCAACUCCGACUAUGUGAUUGUGAUACACCAAAAUAAUUUCCAUAAGUUGCCCGUUUACACGGCUGAUGAGCGUAUACUUAAUAUCAACGAACUGCGCAAUCGGCUGCUUGGCAUUGUGCAAGGCAAUCAAGCGAUGGGGCCAGAGAUAGGCCUGCUCACCCACGAUACGCGCGAUAACUGGGCAGAUGCAUAUGGAGCACUGUGCAGCCAAGAGCACAAUGCCAAUGUGGUGCAGUGCAUCGAGGAGGCGCUCUUCACGGUCUCGCUGGAUGAGAUGGUGCAGUUGCCAUCCAAGGGACAGGAGCGUACAUUAGUCGCUAAGCAGUUGCUGCAUGGCGGGGGCCUCAACAGCAACAGCGCCAAUCGUUGGAUGGACAAGACGAUGCAACUGAUUGUCAAUCCCAAUGGCAUGGCCGGCAUCUGCAUGGAACAUGCGCCGGCUGAUCCGCAGCCAGUGGUGAGCAUCAUGAACUACGUCCAGAGCAAUAUCACUAAUCCAGAGUACGGCAAUGAUAGCGACAUCAUUGGAUUAGUCGAGCAACCUCAUCAACUGCACUUUGUGGAGCUGGAUCAAGGCAUUGAUCUCUGGCUGGGUGCGGCAAGAAGCAGCAUCAACAAGAUCAGCAAUCGUCUGGAGAUGGAGGUCUUCAAGUUUCCCUGCUACGGCAAGUGUCUGAUAAAAUCGCAGGGAUUAUCCCCGGACAGCUUCAUCCAGAUGGCACUGCAACUAGCUUUCUAUCGGCUGCACAAUGAGCUGCCGGCACAAUACGAGUCGGCGCACUUGCGCAUAUUUAAGUACGGACGCACUGAAACCAUUCGAUCCACUUCCAUGAAAUCUAUGGCCUUUGUCACGGCCAUGACAUCGAGGAACGCCUCGCUGAAGCAACGUUUGAUAGCGUUAAGAGCUGCCGUCGAUGGCCAUCAGACGCAAACCAAGUUGGCAAUGCGAGGACACGCCGUGGAUCGCCAUCUCUUCGGCUUGCUACAGAUGGCAAGGGAAAAUGCUAUGCCGUUGCCCGAAUUCUUUUGCUCCCUCGGCUACUUAAAGUCAACACAAUUCCGUGUGCUCAGCGCACAGAUUGCUACGUCGCACGAUGGCUUCAUGGCCUGUGGACCGCACACCUCGGAGGGUUAUGGUUGCUGUUACAAUCCUCGCGAGAACGACAUCAUUUUGGCCAUCUCCUCGUGGAACCUCAAGCCGCAGAUUAGCGCCUUGAACUACGCCAAAGCCAUCGAGUUGGCACUGGCCGACAUGGGACAAUUGAUAUUGGAAGCUGGCGGAUAUUGUGCUGCAAAGGCGGCAUCUGAUUGCAAGAAGGAAGUCAAGGAAUGAUUUUCGAAAUCCAAUUUGUCGAUAAUUUUAUUUAACGAUACUACAAUAAAGUGGCUCAGGCAUAAGAAAUUUUAAAUUGAA